AUGGCACCUCCGAGCGGGUCGGCGGCGUACAAGAAGAAAGAUGGCACCCUGACGAUGUCACCGGAUCGCCAGUCGGUGUCCUGGAUUCCAGCAGCGGGCGGUGCAUCUGGUACCAUCACGAUUUCUGUGUCUCAAGUGACAAAUUUACAACAGACACCCGCUAGCAGCCCGAAAGUCAUGCUUAAAAUCUUCGUCCUCCCUCCGAACAAUCCUUCUGCGGCUCCCGAACAAUACAUUUUCUCGUUUACGGCUGGCGCGAAUGCCCGAGCCGAAGCAGACGCCAUCAAAGAUGCUCUCAGUGCGGCGAUACAGGCGGCCAAAUCCGCGCAAGCGACGCCGACCCCCGCUGCAGCGUCGGCAGAAGGAGGAGGAAUGUCGGCAGCUAUGGCGAUGGCGAGCGCGGUUUCGUCCGCAGGGUCGGGGAAGAACUGGUGGGAUGACGAUAAACGGCUCGGGACUGAUGUGGAAUUGCAACAGUCGUUAUUAAAGGCGGAUGCGAACCUCCAGAAAAUGUUCAUGGAGUCUUUACAUACAAAACCGGAUACACUGUCGGCGGGUCAGUUUAUGUCGCAGUUUUGGUCUACGCGGCUGCAUCUGCUACGGGCGCACGCUAUUGAGCGAUCACAGACACGAGGUUCUUACAAUGUUCUAUCGACGCUCAAGCCGCGGACGGAAGAUAAUGUGACGAAAAUGAAUAUCAGCAAGGAGCAGAUUCAGCUGAUCUUCAACCAGCAUCCGCUUGUCAAGCGGGUGUACGAUGAGAACGUGCCGAAGCUGAGUGAAUCACAAUUUUGGUCACGGUUUUUCCAAAGUCGGUUGUUCAAGAAGCUGCGUGGAGAGCGGAUCACAGAUUCGGAUGCGACAGACGCAGUUUUGGAUAAAUAUCUCAAGGCCGAUGAGCAAGGGAACUUGAUACGUGAGGUACAUGUGCCGCAUUUCCUUGAUCUGGAAGGAAACGAAGGAAACAAUAGUCAGCGUCGGGGAAAUCGGCCAGACUUGGACAUGAGACCUUCAGCCGUGGAAAAGGUGCCUAUCAUCCGUACAUUGAACACCUUGAGCGAAAAGAUCAUGGCGAAUGUAGCCCCCGCGGAUCGAGCAGCAUCGGCACCUGUGGGGAAAUUAGACGAUGGCACAUAUGAUGAGUUGCAACUGCGCGAUUUACGUGGAGACGAAGCGCAGAACCGCAUUCUAUUGAACAUCCGAGAUCAAAACCGGUUCUUCUCGGCGGCCAAGCUCGCCGAGGACGAGCAAAAGCGAUCGGUUGAGCAGCAGGAUCCGGACAAGAUACUACAAGAUCUACGCAGCACACUUGAGCGGAAUUUCCGCGACGAUGGUUCGGCGCCGCUCGGCAAGCUAGUCGACCCGGAGGAAGACGAGGAGGAAGAGGACUCAGAAACGAGCUCAAGGAGGCAGCGACAUUUGGCGUCCAAGCAGAUUCUCGAUGUCAUCAAAGACCGACGUGCCCAGGCGCAGGUUUCGGCAAGCUCCGACACGUACGGGUUGUCCGCGGCGCUGCAUUCUUGUCCGGAAACCCGGAACGUGCCGGGGAAGUGGCGUCACUCGUCGAGUCAUUGA
Aspergillus calidoustus is the source of this 1575-nucleotide messenger RNA. The record is from the annotation of a GenBank genome assembly. Lineage: Eukaryota; Fungi; Ascomycota; Eurotiomycetes; Eurotiales; Aspergillaceae.